Molecule: messenger RNA, 3021 nt
Organism: Branchiostoma belcheri (Belcher's lancelet)
Lineage: Eukaryota; Metazoa; Chordata; Leptocardii; Amphioxiformes; Branchiostomatidae
Product: laccase-2-like
Exons: 15
Coding region: 101-2323 (740 amino acids)
Biological process (GO): iron ion transport
Cellular component (GO): plasma membrane
Molecular function (GO): oxidoreductase activity; copper ion binding
Source: RefSeq, a predicted model, not a curated record
CAAGACUGUUUUUCCGUGGAACGAAACUAAGCCUUCAGCGAUUGUAACUUUGUGGACAGACCGGUUUGAAUCGUUACUCGCUCUUGAACGUAUUGGUACCAUGCCAGAAACCUUACCCGGCAUGGUAAUUUGGAGUCUUGGGGUAUUGUGGGUGCUGUGUACUGUCGCCGUGGCGCAAGAGGCGUUCGUGAACUCAAUCUCAGUCCCGGAACGCCAGGACCUGUACGAGUUCGACUGGACGGUGGAACACUGGGAGACGAUGUUUCUGUAUGACAAGUCGCGAGAGGCGGGGACACCCGUCAUUAUAGACAGUCAGACUGGUGCCUACAGUAAACGGACGUACAACGGUACAAGUCAGCGCUGUGAGCUGAGGGACAUGACAGAGGAAGAGAUUACCCAGGUGACGACAGCGGACGGUUUUCACCGCAGGACAACACUGGUCAACAAACAGCUGCCGGGACCUACCAUUGUCGUGUGGAAGGGGGCACAAGUUGCUGUUCGCGUGAGAAACAAGCUAAUACAGGAAGGCGUGGCAAUCCACUGGCACGGCAUCACCCAGCACAACACGCCGUGGAUGGACGGGGUGGGCGGCGUGUCACAGUGUCCUAUCAACCCGGGGGAGAGCUUCACUUACAGGUUCACUGCGUCAGAAGGCGGGACUCACUGGUGGCACGCCCACCUGGGAACCUUCCGGACAGACGGACUGUACGGGGCGCUUAUUGUACUGGAGAACGACACAGCGGUGCCACCACUGCCGGUCUUCCAUAAGGAGUUUGUGCUGCUCGUGCAUGACUGGCAGAGGGAGGACUCACUGGAGACGUACCUGCGAGUGGAAUGGGAGGCAACCAGGUUUUCCCACGGGUACGGAGAUACUGAUACAUGCAGGACGAGACUGACACAGGCUGAUGGCACGGACCUGGGACCGGUCCAUUUCACCUCAGGCCUUAUCAACGGAAAAGGUCGUAGCUAUGACAACAACGACAAUGCGGAGAAUCGAUUUAUACCUUUGGAGAAGUUCAGUGUAGAGGGGAACAUGACAUAUCGCUUCCGGGUCAUCAGCGCCGCCAUGGUCUUCCCCUUCCGGGUGUCAGUGGACCAGCAUGACCUGACGUUGAUCGCCACGGACGGAGACAGGAUCCGUGAACAGACAGCAGAGUCGUUCAUUAUUAACACAGGCGAGCGCUAUGAUUUUUACAUCACAACCAACCAGCCUGCCGGGAACUACUGGAUCCGUGCUGACACCAUCGAACUGUAUGAGGACGGUAACCCGGUGAGCAGACAGCACCAUACCGAGGCUAUACUACACUAUGAAGACGCACCAGACGCAGAGCCGACCUCCCAGCGUAAAACCUGCGCAGAACAUGACACCUGUACCAUCGUCAACUGUCCAUUCAGACAGUACGGGGAUCCGUCCAUGUACCUGGAGUGCCUGCCGGUGCACGAGCUCCGGUCUCCCGGUAACGAUUCCGUCCCCAUGCCGGAGUCUGCGGACAGGUGGGAGGAACAUUUCAUCAACUUCCACUUUGCAGGGUCGGAUAAUAAUACGGGUCAGAGGUCAUCUGUCAACGGCCAUCGGUUUGUCCCGCCGUCCACACCGCCACAGGUAAGUAAGGAAUGCUAUGUCACAGGUGACGAAGGUCUCAUGGCAUGUACCGACGAGCUUUGCGGCGGGGAGAAGUACUGUGACUGCAGCUAUCACGUGACUAUCACCCCUGGCAACGUCGUGCAGAUGGUUCUCUAUAACAUGGGCUCCGGCGCAGGUCUAGCCGGUACAGCCCACCCCGUCCACAUACAUGGUCAUCACUUCCACGUGUUAGACAUGGGCUUCCCGCAGUACAACAGUAACGGCGGCUACGUUAGCCAGAACCCGGAUAUCGACUGCGGCACGUCGGACAGGUGUAACGGGAAGAGAUGGGCUGACCCGGCGUGGGAGGGCGGGAACAAGCCGGGACUGAACCUGCUGGACCCGCCCCUGAAGGACACGGUGAUCGUGCCGGUGGGAGGGUACGUGGUUAUCAGGUUUACAGCUGAUAACCCAGGCUGGUGGUUCGUGCACUGUCACAUCGAGAUCCACCAGGUGGAGGGGAUGGCCAUGAUGAUCAGGGAGGGGACGGAGGGACAGAUGAACCCCCCACCCCCGGGAUUCCCUACCUGUGGGGAGUUCGACUGGUCCUCAGAAGAGUUUGAGAAAGCGAAGAAAGGUUACAGCAACUCCUGGAUCCACCAAUUAUCAGCCCUGGAAGGUGGUGGCAUUGGAGCUGCUGUUGGAUUCACCGUAGGGAUUUUAGUCGGCAUCCUCGGAACUUACAUAUAUGCAAAAUGAAGCUCUUAGCAUGACUGUUUUGACCCUUUCGGAAAGUAAUGCGCCCAAACGGAAUGACAUCUCGUGGCGUGUUGGGCGAAAAGGAGCCGUUUGCCACACAUUUGCUGAAACUGGGUUUGAAUAACAUCUUAAUGAUUAGAAACUAGAUUAUAUAGCUGAUAAGAAUAUCAAUCCUUUUCGGAACGACGCCAGUGCCUUGUUGCCUCCAUAAAUAUGGAGGUAUUGCUUGGUCUGUCAAUGCGUGUUUGUGUGUAUGUGCAUAUUUCUUCAGCUCGACAGCAAGAUCUCGUGCUUAUAGAUUGUGAUGAUGUUUGUUGAUAAUAAUGAUGAUCACACUGUUCAAACCAAUGGAGUACCCACAUUGGGUAUUUCGAUCAGAUCAGUACGUCCCCACAUUUACUAAGCAUAGUUACAACAUCAUUGUUAUUUUAAUUAAAAAAAUGUGAAUAACGUAACAUUCAGAGAGUAACAGACGGAAUAGAGCUGGUACUUAUCGACAAGAUAACAUAAAAUUAUGCUGUUUGUUGGCAGGACUGAUAUUGAUGUGCAUUAUCGAUUAAUAAAGACCUUUAUUGUACACACAUAUCCACUGGGUUAAGUGCAGGUCUCUAUAAAACAAAUAACGUUACGUAUAAUAUAUACAAUGCUCAGUAACUGCUAUUAAGUAACUAUGGCUUUUUCACGUUUCUUAGUAAUGG